AUGUUGGAAAAAUGCAUCCCAAAACAUCAAUCGUUGAUCGAAUUCAGCGCUAAACUCGACGACAUUUACACACUGCCGAUCCUCAGCCACAUGGUUAUCUUUAGCGUGCUGAUGUGUUUCGACACGUACGAGGUCAUUCUGGCGGACGUAUCUCCCGGGACACGACUCAUUUUCUUCUUCCACAUGAUCGGCAGUUUUACCCACAUCAUUUUUUUCACGUAUAUCUGCAAUGGUUUAGUAGAGGAAAGCACGAAUAUUAGCACGGCAUCGUAUUCAGGAUG
This is a messenger RNA of Bombus impatiens (common eastern bumble bee), 281 nucleotides long. RefSeq lists its product as uncharacterized. The transcript has 2 exons. The annotation marks the transcript as partial. Gene Ontology annotation, biological process: sensory perception of smell. Gene Ontology annotation, molecular function: odorant binding; olfactory receptor activity. The record is from RefSeq and is a predicted model, not a curated record. Lineage: Eukaryota; Metazoa; Arthropoda; Insecta; Hymenoptera; Apidae. Gene Ontology annotation, cellular component: membrane.